Molecule: messenger RNA, 1521 nt
Organism: Penicillium lagena
Lineage: Eukaryota; Fungi; Ascomycota; Eurotiomycetes; Eurotiales; Aspergillaceae
Exons: 5
Coding region: 1-1521 (506 amino acids)
Biological process (GO): transmembrane transport
Molecular function (GO): transmembrane transporter activity
Source: RefSeq, a predicted model, not a curated record
AUGCCUGACCUUUCGAAUGGCGAAGGUUCCCCUACCAUGCCGAAAUAUGAGAAUGAGACUGUCGAGGCUGCUAGUGCGAGCAGUUCUCUCUCGGAUGAACACCGCCAGUAUCUUCUUGAGCGCCACGGUACACUUGAAUUGGACCCGGUUCCACAGAUGGAUGACGACGACCCUCUCAACUGGCCAAUGCGCAAGAAAAUUUUGAAUCUCGGCUUGGUUGCCCUGCAUGCAAUGAUGGGUAUGUUUGUCGCCGCGGCCAUCGCCUGCGCAUUCGUCCCGAUCGCAGAAGAUUUGAAAGUCAGCGUCCAGCGUGCAAGUUAUCUCCUGUCCCUAUUCAUUGCAAUCUUAGGAGCGGGCCCUUUGGUAUGGAAACCAUUAUCUCAGACCUGGGGGCGUCGUCCUGUAUUUUUGCUUUCGUUGGCCUGCAGUGUAAUUGGGAAUGUGGGCUGCGCAGUCAGUCCUACGUUCGCGACAAUGGCCCUCUGUCGAGCUAUCACCUCCUUUUUCAUCUGCUCUCCAGUCUCUCUCGGCAGUGGCGUUGUGCACGAGCUCUUCUUCAAAAAGCACAGAGCCCAAUGCAUGGGUGUUUGGGCAACGAUGGUCACUCUCGGUAUUCCAGUUGCGCCUCUGGUAUUUGGGCCUGCCGUUAUUCGCGUCGGCUACAGGUGGAUCUAUUGGUCCCUUGCUAUGGCCAACAGUGUCCAGUUGGUUGCGCAUUUCUUGUUUGGCUCUGAGACGAGAUAUGUGACUGAGUCCAAACCGUCCAAACCGAUAAGCAAACUUCAAAGUUACUUUAGCUUUCGACGUAUCGACCCAACGCCUCUGACUUGGUUUGACUUUGUUUGGCCCUUGACGCUUGUGACUCGCGUCUGUAUUGCUAUUCCCGCAGCAACGCAUGCCAUGAGCUUUCUUUGGGCUGUUGUUUUUACGCAACUGGAGAUCCCGCAACUCUUCCCGGAGAAUUUCGGUCUGAAUGCGCAGCAAGUUGGAUUACAGAACAUCCCUUUUCUCAUCGGCACUAUUCUUGGGGAGCAAAUCGGCGGCUUUAUGUCGGACAAGUGGAUGUACAUGGCUAAGAGGAAGGGCAGGGCUCCAGAUCCCGAAUACCGUCUUUGGAUUAGCUAUCUCGGCCACCUUUUGGUGAUAUGCGGCGUGGUCGUCUUUCUCGUACAAGUUGGCCGAGCUGGAGACGAGUGGAAUGUUACGCCUAUAGUCGGCAUGGGUAUUGCAGCAGCAGGGAACCAGAUUGUGACCACAGUUAUCAUUACUUACGCUGUGGACUGUCACCCGGAACAAGCUUCAGGAAUCGGGGUCUUCAUUACAUUCGUUCGUCAAAUAUGGGGCUUUACUGGCCCUUUCUGGUUUCCCCAGAUGCUCGAAUCUCUUGGUUUUUACCGCAGCACGGCCGUUCCAGUGGCCACAAUUCUCGGCAUAACAGUAAUGCCCACCAUUUUACUUCAGUGGAAGGGUAGCCAAUGGCAUGGAAAGCCGGUGCGGGGAAUCUUUGAGGAUACGGCAUAA